AUGGGUGUCUGUGGGAGCAAAUCAGAGUCCAGCAUUGGUUCCUCUGCGACUCCCGUGAGGAGAACUGCACCGGCCAAGAGAACCACCGCAACGGCUGCGCAACCACAAAGUAAGAGGAAAGCGGCCUCGAGCAGUACUCACAAGGAAAAGAAACAACCUACAGAGUCUCAUGGUGUGACAUUAGGAAGUGCCACGGACAAUGGUGCUAUCCCUGACGUGGUGUCGGAUGACUUACACGAGACCAAGCAGCUCUCGCCAAGAGAGGCGGCCCGUCUUGCUGCAGAAAAGAGGGCCCAAGAGAGGGAACAAGAACUGGCCAAGGGUGCACUGGGGAAGAAAAUACUGGAACAGCGGAAGAUGAAGGUAUGA
Messenger RNA from Huiozyma naganishii CBS 8797, 369 nucleotides. RefSeq lists its product as uncharacterized. Lineage: Eukaryota; Fungi; Ascomycota; Saccharomycetes; Saccharomycetales; Saccharomycetaceae. The transcript has a single exon. Bases 1 to 369 code for a protein of 122 amino acids. The record is from RefSeq and is a predicted model, not a curated record.